Molecule: messenger RNA, 2295 nt
Organism: Nicrophorus vespilloides
Lineage: Eukaryota; Metazoa; Arthropoda; Insecta; Coleoptera; Silphidae
Gene: Oatp33Ea
Product: solute carrier organic anion transporter family member 4C1
Exons: 9
Coding region: 89-1981 (630 amino acids)
Biological process (GO): transmembrane transport; sodium-independent organic anion transport
Cellular component (GO): membrane
Molecular function (GO): protein binding
Source: RefSeq, a predicted model, not a curated record
UAGAUGAUUAUUACUUAGCUCUGCGUGGACUACAACUGGAGCAACGUAGCUAGUGAAUAGACACGGAUCUUAGAAGCCGAACCCGAAAAUGGACCAGAGCUGCGGCAUCAGUUUGUUCCGACCGAAGUGGCUAAGGAAAUUCGCCACGGUGAAGAGCUUCAUGGCCGUCUACGGUCUAUUGGGGACCAUCCAGGCGAUGGCAUUUGUCUACCUAGUCGUCACCCUCACCACCAUGGAAAAGCGGUUCAAGAUACCCAGCAAAACGACAGGUAUUAUACUGACUGGAAACGAGAUUAGCCAAAUACUGUUAUCUCUGAUACUAUCGUAUCACGGAGCGCAUCGGAACCGUCCUCGAUGGAUUGCCUGGGGGGUGGCCUUUUCCGCUCUAUCUUGUUUCAUAGUGGCAUUACCCCACCUGAUCUACGGUCCAGGAGCUGACGCCCUAUCGCUCACAGCACAAUCGAAAAACGAUAACUUCAAACAAACCACCUUAAACACCUCAAGAAGCUUCGAGGAUCAAAUCUGCCGUUCCGAAGAAAAAAGUGUCGACUGCAACGUGCAAGAUCGCAGCGGUGAUUUCUCAAUCAUCCCUCUAGUUCUCGUCUUUUUCUCUCAAUUCAUAUUAGGUAUCGGGAAUACACUAUACUUUUCUCUCGGCCAGACCUACCUGGACGACAAUACCAGCAAGACGGAAACGCCAAUACUCCUUGGAUGGACUUUAGCGUUAAGAACCUUGGGACCAGCAGUGGGUUUUGUGCUAGCCUAUAUAUGUCUAAACGUCUAUAUCGAUCCAACCAAAGUGCCACUAAUUGACAAAAAAGAUCCACGAUGGUUGGGCGCUUGGUGGCUUGGUUGGAUUCUCCUGGGUUCUAUUAUGUUUGUAUUUUCGUUCCUCGUUGCGAUGUUUCCACAAUACUUACCUGCCGCCGAAACCAAACACUUGUAUCCGGAGGAGCAGAACGGAUUUCUGGCCGAAGCGACGACACCGGAGAUACCGAAGCUUAAGGAUUUUCCGGUCGCGCUCAAGCGGCUACUGAAGAAUAAAUUGUUGAUGUACAACAACUUAUCCGCCGUGUUUUACAUCCUCGGCGCCAGCGGCUACAUCACCUACAUCAGCAAGUACCUCGAAGUGCAGUUUCAGGAAUCUGCUACUUACACAGUUAUCACUGGUCCCAGUAUGCUAGUUGGAAUGGUGGCGGGUUUCUUGAUUUCCGGCUAUCUGAUCACCAAGUACAGGCCUGGCCCAGUCUACUUGCUCGGUUGGAACGUCGUCGUGGGCAUUGUCUUUAUAAUCGGCCAAUUGAUCUUCAUUCAAUUGGAUUGCCCCAUAACGGAAGUUCAUUCGUUCUCGAAUAAUCCGAAGAUUUUCGAGCUGAAUGCAGUUUGCAACGCAAAUUGCUCCUGCAACAACAUCAAAUAUUCACCAGUCUGCGACUCGGUAGGACAAACCACGUACUUCUCACCUUGCCACGCCGGCUGUGGAAACGUUUCUGAGAACAAACUGUUCACAGGUUGUGCUUGCGCGGGGCCUGAUAAACUCCUUAAGGACGGUCCUUGCCUGACCGAUUGUUACUACUACUUUCUGAUGUUCGUCUUGAUCUCUUUUGUGAUCAACUUCAUGGGUAGCUCAGGUCGCAUAGGAAAUCUUCUUGUAAAUUACAGGAGCGUCCACAUAAAGGACAAAUCUUUCGCUCAAGGACUCGCGCUGUGGAUGAUCAGUCUUUUCGCUCUAAUACCAGGUCCCAUCAUUUAUGGCAUCAUUAUCGACUCCAGCUGUACUAUCUGGAACGACUAUUGUGGGAAGCGCGGCAAUUGCUACACGUACGACCGCAGGAAGAUGCGAGUUUACUUGAAUUCAACUGCAAUAAUAUUAACUGCGCUUGGCGUUGCCACCGAUGCGGUGGUCUGGUACUUGGGUCGUAACCUGGAUUUAUACGACAACAAACAGAUCACAACGAAGCGGAAACAAGAAAACAACUAGAUCAUACUUUCUUUGAGAUUAUUUGAUGUUUAAGUAAAUAGGAUUAGAUGUAUGAACUAAGAUAAUUACCAUGAUCAAACAUUCCCUAGACAUUUUAUAUACAAUAAAAAUAACUGAUACGUUUAAAAUGUCUAGGUAAAACAGUAUCCACAUAAUUAAAAACAUGUUGUCUAUAAAGUACGCAUCAUAGACUGGUACAUAGAUACCAAAAUAGCUAUAAUUAUAGUAGUUGUAAGUAGAGGACACUAGUAGUCCUUGGUAAAAAUCGAUCCGCUUAGUGGCCUAAGCGGAUGUAACUCUUCACCAAUAGAUGU